GCAGUUCCCUCACGCCCUUCGCCGACUCUACAACGAUGAUGCCACGCCCAUUUACGGUAGGAGCCUGUGUGGUGAUCACGGUGGCAGCGGUAGUGGUGGGCGGCCUCGCUGGUCCCUCCCGCGCCCACACCUACGGCUCAGAAUGCGAGACGCUUCCUUCCACUAUACACGUGGCUAAAGAGGAAUUCGACGACGCAGGACGCCUUGUCAGGACUUGCGAGGAGGACCUGGCUGUGAACAAGUGCGAGGGCGCGUGCGUGUCCAAAGUGCAACCAUCCGUCAACACUCCUUCGGGAUUCCUGAAG
This is a messenger RNA of Penaeus monodon (black tiger shrimp), 305 nucleotides long. RefSeq names its product partner of bursicon-like. NCBI's taxonomy places the organism in Eukaryota, Metazoa, Arthropoda, Malacostraca, Decapoda, Penaeidae. Gene Ontology annotation, cellular component: extracellular region; bursicon neuropeptide hormone complex. Gene Ontology annotation, molecular function: G protein-coupled receptor binding; neuropeptide hormone activity. Gene Ontology annotation, biological process: G protein-coupled receptor signaling pathway. The record is from RefSeq and is a predicted model, not a curated record.